UUUAUGUAACAUUCACUGGUCAUCAUACGAAGUGGUAGCAGUGUCUGAAGAAAAAACAAAUUGGUAUCCGAGAAUUUGUCUCUUAUUCGCUAAAAUAAGAAUUUAUUAAAAUUUGUGCUCAUACACCAAAAAACUAAAUUUAUAAAAUAAAAAACGAAAAGAAACUCAUUCCGAAAACUUGCAUUCUCAAUAUUUGUAAUUUUUGUGAUCGAUAUUGUUUAAAAUACAAUUCGUAUAAAUUAAAGUGAAAGUGAGACGAAUUUACGUAAUUUUGUCUUGUGAUUGCAGCAGUUUACCUUGAAAAAUAAAAUCCCAUUCCUUUCGUGUUCGCUAGAAAUAGUUUGAAGUUUCUUAGAAUGCCUUGUCCAUUUCUGAGUCGAUUAAGUGCAAAUUAUGUGCGAAACUAUGCAGAUAUCCUUCUGCAAUCGUAUGGUUCGCAAUGUCCAGUUGUGGCUAGGAGUGUCUUCACGAUGGGAAGUUCUGGGGGUGUUCAACCCCCAAACACCAAUACCGAUGGAGCUUCUAGUGAGGCCCCUACUCAACCUAGAGAGAUGUCAACGAUGCAGCAAGUUAAAAUUGUUGAAACUUCCACUGACAUCAGCACGAAGCCUAAUCUUCAGAAUCCUCAAAAAUCCCACGUUGACAGCAAGAACCGGACAUUCCCCUAUGAAGAUUUCUUUCAUGAACAGAUCAUGAAGAAGAAACAGGAUCAUUCGUAUAGAGUUUUCAAAAAAGUCAAUCGUUUGGCCGGGACAGGUAUGUUUCCGAAAGCUCUGGAAUAUUCUGUAAAAGAGAAACCAAUAACCGUAUGGUGCUCCAAUGACUACUUGGGAAUGUCUUGCCAUCCCAAAGUAAAGGAAGCAGUAGCAAAAGCCUUGGAGGUUCACGGCGCUGGCGCUGGUGGAACCCGUAACAUAUCUGGCAAUUCCUUGCACCACGAAAAUUUGGAGGCACGACUUGCAGAGCUGCACCAGAAAGAAGCGGCCUUACUUUUUACCUCUUGUUACGUGGCUAAUGACUCGACUCUGUUCACAUUGGCUCGGCUGUUGCCGAAGUGCGAAAUUUUCUCUGAUGCUGGCAAUCACGCAUCAAUGAUUCAAGGCAUCCGAAAUAGUCUUGUUCCGAAGCACAUAUUCAGACACAACGACGUAGACCACUUACGCAGCCUGUUGCAGAAAGUCGAUAAGAAUGUGCCAAAGAUAGUCGCCUUCGAGACAGUCCAUUCCAUGACCGGGGCAAUUUGUCCUCUGCAGGAAUUGUGCGAAGUCACUCAUGAGUAUGGUGGAAUAUCAUUUGUUGAUGAGGUGCAUGCUGUUGGUCUGUAUGGUGAACAUGGUGCUGGUGUAGGAGAGCGUGAAAAUCAAUUGCAUAACAUGGACAUGAUUUCUGGGACAUUGGGAAAAGCUUUUGGAAAUAUCGGUGGAUAUGUUGCCGGAUCGGCAAAGCUGAUCGAUAUGAUACGUUCUUAUGCUGCUGGCUUUAUUUUCACUACCUCACUGCCACCAACUGUUUUAUGUGGAGCAUUGGAAGCCGUUAACAUUCUAGCAUCGGAUGAGGGUCGAGAGUUACGCGAACGUCACCAAGAAAAUGUUCGCUAUCUGCGUAAUAUGCUGCAAAGAGAAGGUUUUCCUGUAGAACAUACACCCAGUCAUAUAAUACCAAUUAAAAUCGGUGAUCCCCUCAAAUCAUCGCAAAUAUCAGACCUAUUGAUGCAACAACACGGACAAUACGUACAAGCUAUCAACUAUCCAACUGUAGCACGUGGUGAAGAGAAACUUCGUAUGGCUCCAACUCCAUUCCAUACACAUGAAAUGAUCGAUAAUCUGAUAGUCGAUAUGAAAAAGGUUUGGAAACAACUUGAUCUUCCAUUGAAUGGGCCAACAUGCUCCCAAGAAUGUUCAUUCUGCAAUAAGCCUAACCUCUUCAACUACUACGAAGCCCGUUCAAGAACUUGUUCCUCGUCUAUAAUGGCAUGUGCAAUUCCAGACUGCCCUCGCAUGGCAACUGCUGCCGCAUAAGAAAAAAAUUAAAUAUUAUUUUAAAUAAAAUAUGGCUUGUGUAUAACACUGUUAGCGAAAAAUUAAUUAUUCAAAAUAAAUGGCUUAAUCUCUUAACAUACCUAAAUUUUGUGUAUCUACAACGUAAAUUCGGUGUAAUGUGAAUCUUUUAUUUUAUAUUUCUUUCAAUUUUAUAUUAAUAAUAUCCGUUAUUGGUGUAUGUUCAUAAUUUUGUUUAAGUUUUAUUUUUUUCGAAUAAUAGACCAAUUCUUGUUGAAAACUAUA
This is a messenger RNA of Eupeodes corollae, 2282 nucleotides long. RefSeq names its product 5-aminolevulinate synthase, erythroid-specific, mitochondrial (gene Alas). Bases 357 to 2018 code for a protein of 553 amino acids. The transcript has 2 exons. Gene Ontology annotation, biological process: hemoglobin biosynthetic process; erythrocyte development; heme biosynthetic process. Gene Ontology annotation, cellular component: mitochondrion. Lineage: Eukaryota; Metazoa; Arthropoda; Insecta; Diptera; Syrphidae. Gene Ontology annotation, molecular function: 5-aminolevulinate synthase activity; pyridoxal phosphate binding. The record is from RefSeq and is a predicted model, not a curated record.